This is a messenger RNA of Myodes glareolus (Bank vole), 10159 nucleotides long. The record is from RefSeq and is a predicted model, not a curated record. NCBI's taxonomy places the organism in Eukaryota, Metazoa, Chordata, Mammalia, Rodentia, Cricetidae.
UCGGGCCAGAUCCCAGUUAAUGCUUCAGUAUUAUUUUCUCACCAAAUGCAGAACUUGUCUGCUUUGUAGUGGGCGGGGGAGCACAGCUUUUUUCUCUCAGAGAAAGAACACAGUGAGGCCUCCUUGCAUUGCUUCGGCUCCGCGUGGCCUCGGCCCAUGGCGGCCCCCAACUGCUCAGCUGCCAGCACUGCGGUGGAGACAGCCGUGGGCACCAUGCUGACGGUGGAGUGUGCUCUGGGGUUCACAGGCAAUGCCGUCGCCCUCUGGACCUUCAUCUACCGUCUCAAAGUGUGGAAGCCUUAUGCGGUCUACCUGUUCAACCUGGUGAUGGCUGACCUGCUGCUGGCCACCUGCCUGCCACUCCUCGCGGUCUUCUAUCUGAAGGGCAAGACCUGGGAACUCGGCCAUGCCCCCUGCAACGUCCUGCCCUUCCUGCUGGCCUUCAGCCGUGGUGUGGGGGUGGCCUUCCUGACAACAGUGGCUCUAGACCGGUAUCUGCGCGUGGUCCAUCCUCGGCUCAGAGUCAACUUGGUGUCUCCGAGGGCAGCCUGGGUCAUCUCCAGCCUAGUAUGGUUUCUCAUGGUUGCCCUCACUCCCCAAAACCUGCUCGCUCAUAAGGCUACCCAGAAUUCCACUGAGUGUCCCAGCUUCUACCCCACAGGAGAGAGCACCUGGCAGGAGGUGCUCUUCUUCCUUCAGCUCCUGCUUCCCUUUGGCCUCAUCAUCUUCUGUAACACUGGGCUCAUCAGGACCCUCCAGCAGAGACUCCGAGAGUCUGACAAACAGCCCAGGCUCCGGAGGGCCAGGGUGCUGGUAGCCAUGGUGCUCGUGCUGUUUGGAUUGUGUUUCCUGCCUUGUGUCCUGGCCAGAGUCCUGAUGCAUCUCUUUCGGGAAUUUGAGAGCUGCCUUGUCCAGCGAGCCAUAGUGCAGGCCUCGGACAUCGCCGGCAGCCUCACCUGCCUGCACAGUGUAUUGAGCCCGGUCAUUUACUGCUUCUCCAACCAGGCCUUCACCCACUCAUACCGGAAGGUGCUCAGAAGCCUGCGAGGGUGGAAGAAGACAGAAGAACCGGCUGUCUCCAACCUCAGAGACUCCUAUUCCUGAUGACUAUUGAAAUCCUCAGCUUGCCUUUGUUUGGGUACCACCUCAAAUCUAAACAAUAAUCCAGUUAACCUCAGGGUCAGAAGAGAGCAACGGUACCUCAGGGAUCCAGACACAAAGUCAGUCAAUGCAGUGACACGCUUGGCUCCCCUGGUUUUCCCCUGCUUCUGUCACACUGCAGGGUGGCAGACUUGAAUCACACAGACAGAUCCCGCUUCCUUUGCGUGGCAGCCGUCCAGAUGAAGCUGCCGGGCUGAGAGGAGAGGCUAAGCACUUCUGUACGGUCCCACAGGGAGAUCCCAAGGCUCUAUGACCGCGGAGGAGAAGGCUGCUCUUGCUCCAGCAUGGGUCCUAUUCUCUUCCCACGCUUCAGUCCUCUCCAGUGUGAAAAACUGCUUUCUUCUUACCCACCAUGGAGCACAGAACAGUGGAAGCCAGCAGUCCCCGAGGUUCUGAAGAGGCCGCAGGUCACAUUCUGUUUUUAUAAAACUCUCCUUUGCUUUUAGAGGUUGUACAGAGUGUCAAAGGCAGUUCAGCUAGCUACCUCUUUCGUUGCGAGAAAUACCUGGUAAUUGCCUCAAAACUGACCUGGAAGUUCUUGCUUAACUUUUAAUAUCUGAAUGCUUUUGACUUUCCCUGCCCUGCUUUGAAAGAGAUGCCACAUCUUUAUCCCAGCCCUGGGGAAAGGCGCUUGCUUUUGAGCUGGUGCUUGAAGCAAGACCCCAGGGGAACCUAAGGGCUGGCAGACUGUGGCCCGGGACUGCUGUCAGCUCGGUUCUAGAAUCCACAGGCCAGGGACAGCUGGUGAGCAGGAGGGCAUGAAAACCACUCUCCUCGCUGCUUCAACUCUGUUUCUGCUCUCCUCUCCAGAAAGGCAGCUAAGAGCAAGGAAUCUCCACAAUGCCUGUGGGGGUAUCUGCUGGCAAUGGCCAUGGUAUUGGCACAGGCACCCUAUGGAGAACCCUGCCUGAUGACAAAGCUGAUGGCGUUGGUGACGCCAUGACCACCCACAGGCUUCCUUGCCUGAUUGGUAGAUUCGUUGUCAGGACCUCCUGAGACAUUAUGCAGAAGGACAGAAAAGUCCCAUAGACCAGGGUGGCCUAUCAGACACAGUGUUCCCGGGAAUGAGGGCCAUGCAGCAGCAGCUCUGUCUUCCAGGAUUUAUUUCCUCCUACGAGAGCAGACUGUCACAGGCCUGAGAGUGAACUGUGGCCCGACCAGGAUGUGGCUGAAGUCUGCUGGAUGGAUGCGUUUGGUGCUGUGCCCACUUUCUUCCCUUUCAACGGAGGAAAAGCAUCUCCAGCUCUCUCCUCCCCACCUGCAUGCAUCCAGCAGUUUAAACGAUGCUUUAAAAACUGCUGUGUUUAACACAAGUGUUUCUUUGUUAUGUUGUGAUUGCUGGCAUAAGAGGAGUCCCAGCCCAUUCCUGCUUUUGGGCUCUGGAGUCUGUGACUGUGCUUGGGACAGGCAUCUCGAAUGUGAUGGCAUCAUCUGAACACCGUUAUCUGUGGUGGCAGGAGCUAUACAGCAGUCGGCCCCUAUCGCUUGUGAAAGCUUUGCCGGUCAGGUGUGGGGAGAGGUCCAGGGUCACAGCCUUCCCAGUCUGGGGAGCCCAAGACUUCGAGCUUCCUGUCCUGAGCUCUGCUCUCACUCCAGUGCUGCCGGCCCUGCCAACCUCUGCCUCUGUCCUGGAUGCACGUCAGUAAGAUGGGUGUCUUUGGGACAUCCUCAACAGCAUCCCUACCUCAGGGUCCUAUUUUCUGCCCCACAGAGGCCACUGAGGAGGAAACCCUGGUGCCUUAGCCAAGCAGGGACACUUCACUCCACUGAAGCAGAUGGGGCAGGGUCCAAUCUUAGCAAGUCCUUAAAUCUAUUCAUGUGUAGCCCCAGCUAAGAAUGGCUGGUUUGACAGCUAAAUGAUAUCUUGGAGAUAGCAUCUUCCUCAGUCUCUUGGAUCUGUGACCUGGACAAGAUGCCUUACUGCUUUUGUCUGUCCCCAUCUUCAAAAUAAGGAAAAAAUAACAUCUACAAGGAAUCCUUGCAGGGAUUAAACAACACUCCAGAUUUGUCGUGCAGAGACAUGCUACAGUCAUUCAGGAGACGUUCAUUUAAUCAUCACUUAUUUCUGUUUUCCUUGCUGACUUCCCAUCCUGCCGUGGGCCUUGGGGACAUUGUUUUUCAACUGCAUGUCCUCACCCAGAACCUGCUACACAACGGUGCUCAGGGGUGGGAGCCUUGUGAAGUUCAUUUAAUUAAAGGUUCCCCAUUCUUGGUAAACAUACUUUAUAAUGGUCUCACCUGCUUCAUCUCUGAAAGCUGGUGAGGGUGUGAGGACUUGGAAUCCCUGGACAGCAUUGCUGGGGAUGUAACAGGGGAUUUCUCUCGCCCCUGGGACAGCUGUCUCUGACAUCACCCUGGACAUCACCCUGGGUCACAGAGGGAUUUGUUGUGGACACACCUUCCAGAGUAGCCUCCCCGCAAACUGUCUGAGUGAGGAAUGACCCAAAAGGAAAGUAGGGGUGGUCAUAAACAAGAGGCCUCAGGGCCUUAGCUGUGGCUGGUGACAGUGCUGUGCGUUCUUUUGGUCUCAGGGGCAGGAGCACAGUCUCUGUGAGCUAGCAGCUCCUCACUCUGCUGGGUUCUUGAAUUUCUGGGAAAGACGGCACAAUGCUAGCACUGUAACUGUUAGGCCUUCUGUUGAUCUUGCUACGUCUCUGAUUCCCCGGACCUCAGCCAGGCCUGUAAGUUUUGACAUCGUUCUAGAAUAGUCCCAGUUCCUGCUGCCCUCUGGCCUCAGGCAGGGACAUUCCUUUUGUGGAAAGUCGCCUGUACAGCAUCUCCAUCUACUACCUGACACAGAGGGCGUCUCACUCCUGCAUCCCGCAUCUCUGCUCGUCCCCGCAUGCUUCCCUUGCAGCCUGAGCCUCUGACUCACUCCUCAGCCCUCCAGCUUUGCUAGGGGCACACAGAGGCCCCUUCAUGAGUGAACAGGGAAAAGAAGAAGCAGCCAACAGAUUAGCCCUGUAACAAAUGAGAUCAAUGACUUAGCAGAUUGGGUUUUGUUUGUUUUCAAAGAUAUCUUGAAAGUCCGACUCUAGAGGCAGACUGAAAAUGAUCUCUGACAACCUUUAGGGAGCUGCUGAUAGGAAUGACAACGCCAUGAUGCUGUCUGCAGAAAGCAGCCCUCUCUAGGCACAUGUCCAUUUGUGCCAGUAAUCUAAUUAACACUGACCUCUGGGCAUCUCCGUGGGGAUGGUCUUGAGAAUUGAUGUGGAAGACCCAGCCCAUUGUGGGCAGCGUUAUGGCUGAACAGUAUCGAGUUAUUCCAAAGUCAGACAAAGAUGAGCGGGGCAGAGCCUACUAAGGGACCGACACGCAGGGGCGGUCGAGCGCUUGAGCCAGGAUGAGGACAGGGGAUACAUUCUGUGGCCCUCAGAGGUUUCAGCUGACAUCAUGUGCCGUUUUCACCAUGACUGUGUCCGUUCAGAGGCUGGAGUACACACACUUUGCUGAGCAGCAUCCUCACCCUCCCUCCCCUGAGCCUUUUCCUCCAGUAAACAGAAACUCACGCUCUGCAAACACACAGGGCCGUCCUUCCUUCCCGGUCCCCGAGCCACAGCCUCCUCUUUGCGUCUGAAUCCAGCUCCCCAGGUGCUUCCCACACGUGAAGAGCUGCACCGUGUCACGAAGGGAGCAUUUUACUUGGCGUGGUAUCCAUAGAGCUUGCCUGUGAGGUGGCAAGUCAGUUUCCUUUCCAAAAAUAAACAAUGCUUUGCUUGUCCAUUCCUGCACUCACUCAUAGGCUCUCGGGCCACUCCUGCCUCUUGGCUGUUGUGCACCUUUCUGGAUGAACACAGGUGUGCAGAUGUCCCUGUAGCCCUGCUUACGGAUAGGGAGUGGAAGUUCUGUGUCCUGUGGCCACUCCCUUUUGAAUGUUUCAAGGGUCUGCUCUGUGGUCCCAGGGGCCGCGUCUCUUUUACAUCCCCAGCAAGGCUGUACAGGGAUUCCAACCCCUCACAUCCUCACCACCUCAUUAUAGAGCAGCUGCAGACAGCAGGAGGUGGGUUUUCUUCCUGGGAGUCUGAAAUGCUCCCUAGGAAGACUCAGAAGAAAUCCCAGAGCCAGCCCUUGGUUAACUAUAAAUUUGUCAGGGCUGAUGGAACAAAGCACCCAUGCCUGAGGAGGCAAAGGCUGACUGAUCACCAUUCUGGAGGAAACCCAGACUGAGACACAGACAGACCAAGGUGACUAAGGGCUGUUCUUGUCUCUAGAGAUGGCAACUUGCAGCUGUGCUUUCUUCUGACUGGAGGAGCCUGGGAGCAACCACGAGCCUUGAGUGUAAGGGCAUUGUGCUGGUUAAUUCUAACUUUCAACUCGAUACAAGUUAGAAUCAACUGGGGAGAAACACGUAAGGAAAAUCACCUGGAUCAGAUUGGCCUAUGGACAUGCCUGUGGGGUUAUCUUGAUUGUUAACUGAUGUAAGAAGACCCAGCCCAUUGUGGGCAGCACCAUUCCCCAGGCAGGAGGUCUGAAUGGUAUAAGAAUAAAGAAAGCUAGUUCAGAGCCAGCAAGGAAAUGAGAUCCAUGUAUUUUAUUUUCAUCUUGCUCUUGACGGUGGAUGUCAUGCGUUUAAAUUACUUCUCCACAGUACUGGACCAUAGCCUGGACUUGUCAGUCAAACCAAAUCUUGCUUCCAUAACUUGCUUUUUGUCAGAAGACUUCCCAUAGCAUCAGAAGUGAAACUAAAGCAGGUGCUGAUCUCGUGUAACUCAUGGGACUGGUUGUGAGGCGCCUGCCUCCUGUGCCUUCCUUCCUCACAGCACCAUCUGGGUCUCACCCUGACUCCCCCUUGAGAAGUCUGUGGGUAUCUGUGGCUUGGGUCCUAUUGAGCUCUAUGAUAGGAGUGAUACCAUCCUCCAUGAUCCUGCUGGGACUCAUAGGCCCUUUGGAACGAGUGUUAAGGCACGAUAGCAAACUCCAGCCAACCAGCCAGGACCCACACAGGACCUGUCCUGUCUGCUCACAGUCCAGACCCGCCUCAGGUCAGGAGAUGGGGAGCCUGUGUUUGGGACUGCAACCAAAGGCCGGCCACCCUCUCUGCCUUCCCUAGAGGGAGUGUGCUGCACUUCUCAAAAUCUCUAGGAGGGCCUAGGCUAUGACACAAUGAAGAAGUGCUGGCCUAGGAGAUGCCAGCUUGGUCCACUAGCUUUAAAAGUAAUUCUAUAGCCCUCAUGUGUGAAAUCUGUCACAUUCAUCAGGGUUUGUCCCCAGGGACAUCACUCAGUGAUUGUCUUAGACGCCACUAUCCAACUACCGGAGGCAUCACCAAGCAAAGACACCCAGAAAAAUACAAAGGCACCCAGAGGAUGACACAUUGGACCCAGUUUGACUGUCCAUGAUUUUGAGACUGAGAUCUCCCUCUCCCAGCCAAAGAAAGGAGCUUUGAUUUAGGAGUGUAGGAUGAACAGUGCACACCAUAGACUAAGGGAGCACAGUAUGGGGAGGGAUGGGAUAGCAAGCCCUGCGAAAGGGGGGGGUGCCUCCUGCCAGUCACCACUGCCAGUCACUGUUGUCACCACAUGUAUCCUGAGAGCAUUCUUUAGAGGUUCAAUGAUUUUGCAUCUCACACAGCUUUGGUAAUUUUCCUCUGUCUCUGCAUGACCUGGACCAGCAGGUCCUUCUUCAGUGACAGGGUCCUAAGCGGAAGAACUCGGAGAUUAGAAGAUAAGAAGUCAGAACUGUUUGGGGUUGGGAGGUCUUGCUAUGUUUUAUGCUAAGCAGGCUUAUUGAGAAGUGCAGCAUCUCAUAUACUGUUUCCGGGGAGAAAGGAACAGUGUUCGUGGAAAGCUACUAUACAGUGGGGUGAAGUCAUCAGGAAGUGAACCAAGCAAUGUUGUACAAAGGGAUCCCAAGAUAUCUCAAGGUGUCAGAGAUAGCACACAGCAGCCUUGGGGCUGAUAACUCCAGUCUCUUCAGAGAGAAAAGCCAAGUUCCCAGGAACCAAGAACUGAAACCUUAUCUCCUCUGAAGCCCUAGCUCCAGCCCCAGACUGGCCUUGCCAGGUCUGCCUCUGGGCAAGGACACUGAAGGAGCUCCCUUUGUCCUGCCAGCAGAGUCUCUAAGAAAGCCUUAGAUGGGUCUGACUCUUAGCACCUGCAAGACCCCACCCUCUGGCCCCUCACCCUCACACACGGCCCAGAGAGCCCCAUCAUAGCAUGGUCUCAACACCCCUUGGGCGGGGAGUCUUGUCUCAGAAAUAACUCAAAGACAAUUAAACUGAGCGCUGAGAAGGGACUGAGUCCCAGGCCCGUGAAGGGUGUCUCUUUCCGUUCUAGUCUGCAAUGUCACCUUUCAAAGGAGCUGACAAGACGCACUUUACCUUCGCUUUCAGUGACACAACUGUCUGAGGUGAGGCCCAGACGUGUUGCAGAACUUGCAACGCUAGACGGAUCAGAGAAUCUGGGGAGUUCGUGAAUGCUGCAUGUCACCUGGGUAUCUGAGGCCCUAGUCCAGUGCCUGACACACUCUACUCUACAUGACUUUACAACCCUUGCUUCCUCUGAGGCUCAAGAGUCCCCCUCAAAUGCAGACAGCAAGACCUACAUGGUGUCCACAGCUCCCCUGGCCUGAAACUGCCCUGUGAUUGAUGCUACGAACCAGGAUGUAGGGCCUUGAACUUGAGAUCACUGACUCAGGCUAGUGUGGACCCCGGGGCAUUUGGAGCUCAGGUGCAAAGUCAAAGACUGAGCCACAGCGGCCAAGGCAGCCAGGUUUUUCUGUUUCUUUCCUUUUUCACUCUCAGACCUGGCAAUGAUCCCCAAGGAUGAGGCUCUGUCCUCCCAGGUUUAGUGUCUGCAGACAUGUAGCCCCUCCACAGGGUGACUCAAGCCCCAGAAGAGAGUCCUCAGAAGAGAGCGGCAGACACUGCACUGCGCACAGCACUUCUGAAAAGCUGAGGCUCUUCCAGGGCUUGAUCCUGUCAGUGCGCAAUAGUCAGCUUCCGAGUGACUGGGUGUUCAGGUCCUGUGACCCGACUCUGGUUCACAGUCUAUGUCGUCUGUGUCAGCACAGCUGCCCUGUCCCUUCUGGUCACAGUGUGCACAGAGCACCUGGUCCUCACACAUGCCUGCUCCACCUUUGAACCUUUGCUCACCCAAGUGAGCCUUGCACAUGGAACACACCUAGUUGUGUUUGACAGGGAGUGUGUGACAGUUUGAAAAAGAAUGAGCCCCACAGGUUCCUCUAUGUAAAUGCUUCGUCACCAAGGGCAGGCUGUGAGCUUUCAAAAGCCCAAGUCAGGCCCACCGCCAUCCUUCCUUCCCGUGGCCUUUGGAUCCAGAUGUAGAACUCUCAGCUCUUUCAGCAUCAUAUCUGCCUGCAUCCCUCCAUGCUCCCCACCACGAUGGUAACGGACUACACCCUGAACUUGUAAGCCAGUCCCAAUGAAACGCUUUCUUUUUAUGAGUUGCCUUGGUCACGGUGUUUCUUCCCAGCAAUAGAACAGUGACCGAGACAGGGUGUACAUUUGUUUCAUUUAACACUGAUUUCCUCUGCCAUGCCAGGUUUUUGACAAGAACCUAACUACCUUCUGGGAAAUUAUGAGAAUCAGCCUCACAGGUGGUAAUAAAUUGUUGUAUUAUAUUUUAUAAACAGAAUUUUUUAAUAUGUCAAGUUGUAGCAUCAUCUGGGGUGCAGACACACGAGGAUGGUAAAGCAGGAGGCACUGCAGACCUUCAAACCAGAGACCUGAGGACAUCAAGGCAUCCUACCGGCUUUGAUUUCUAAAGGCCUAACGCCAGCCUCCAUAGCCCGCCUGAGCCAGAACCUUUGCGUCCUGCCUGGUUCUGGUGUCAGGGCAGGUCCUGCUAUGACAUCACCAUGAGCCAUUGUGAGGGUUCCAGCCAGCAGAUGUGAUGCUGUGGCCUGGAUUCUCUGGGUGAAUUGAGAGGAGCUGUGGAGUGGUGCCCUGUGCGACUUUAUUGUUUCUAGCGAGGUUGCAUGUAGCUCCCUGUUUUCGGUUGCUUAGUUUGUGUGUGUACUUGUGCGUCCUUAUGUAUAUGCCACCUAUAGCAUCUGAUCAGCCCGAGAAAGAGACCGCAGGACUCAGCCAUGUGCCCAUCUUCUUCGGUGAAGAGAUAUUCACCAGUCAAUACACCGUCCUGAGGAAGUUAGGCCAGGGCCAAGGUGAUGCUGGCCCAGCACCGUCUCAUGGGCGUCCCAGUAGCCGUGAAAGUGCUCGUGAGGAAGAUGCUCUGGCACCAGCGGCUGUUUCAGAAGUGGGCAUCCUGAUGUCCAUCAGCCACCCCAACAUUGUCUCUCUCCUCCAAGCCAUCGAAACAGAAAAGAAUAUCUACCUCAUCAUGGAGAUGGCUGAGGGAGAACAGCUGUCCCGUCACGUCUGUGAGGCUGGACGCUUGCAGGAGAAGGAGCCCGAGGACUGUCUCACCAAAUCACAGGCGCUGUGGGCUACUGCCACGAGCACGGCAUAGUCUGCAGAGACCUGCAGCCUGACAACAUCAUGGUGGGCAGGUGUAGAAGAGUGGAGAUCAUGCAUGUGCAGAUGGGGCGGGGUGUGAACAAACAAGGUCUGAUUGCAGUGCAGCAGUGCCGGUUCAGAAAUUAGAAACUCAAAUGUCAACGUGUAAGCUCUGAGACCCUCUGCUGCAGUGGAAUGCAGACCAAGAAAAGUUCGAUGUCACAGCAAGCUUGAGAUUCCGAGCAUCUUCUGUGAGGAGCAAGUCUCAGCAGCAGCGAGGCUCACAGGGCAGGCAAGGGCAGGAAAGGUGGGUCAGUCCCCAAAGCAGGCAUGAUUCUCAGAGGUUGAGGCAGGAAUUAACUUCCUUUGGCUUACAGUGGAAACUCUGAGUCUUCAAUACUCUGUCUUUCCAGGUCUUAUGGACAGCAAUAGUCUUGAUGGCCUCUUCAGUCCUCUGAGGUCUGGGGCCUGAGAGACAGAGGCUGUAGCCCACAGAGAACCAGACUGGGCAGACUAAGAUGCGUGUACUUUCUGUUGGACCCUGACUGGUUGGGUGUGUGGAAUAGAGACCAAUCAGAAGAA